UUCUAUUCUUUUUUCUUGCAUAAAUCCAAACACUUCUCGUUCACAUAUUUCAUUCUAGAGAGAGAGAGAGAGAGAGAGAGCGAGAGAUCGGAUUUGGAUCGCAGGAAGAGACAGAGGAAGAAAAAUGGCGCAGAAGAGGUACAUAAUUGAAGUGGAGAAAGCGAAGGAAGCUUGCGAUGGAAGGCCAUCAAUGGGACCUGUUUAUCGCAGCGUCUUCGCCAAGGACGGAUUUCCGCCGCCGAUUGACGGAUUGGACUGUUGCUGGGAUGUUUUCCGGUUGUCCGUGGAGAGGUGUCCCGAAAAUCGAAUGCUUGGUCGCCGGGAGAUUAUAGACGGGAAGGCUGGGAAAUAUGUCUGGCAAACUUAUAGAGAAGUUUAUGACUUGGUGAUAAAACUUGGAAAUGCCAUGCGCCGUUCUGGUUUUGGCGCAGGAGACAAAUGUGGUAUUUAUGGUGUUAAUAGCCCAGAGUGGAUUAUAAGCAUGCAGGCUUGCAAUGCUCACGCACUCUAUUGUGUUCCUUUAUAUGACACCUUAGGUGCCGGUGCUGUGGAAUUCAUCAUAAACCAUUCUGAGGUUUCAAUCGCUUUUGCAGAAGAAAAAAAGAUUCCCGAGCUGUUGAAAACUUUUCCUAACACGACAAAGUAUCUGAGAACACUUGUGAGCUUUGGCAAGGUUACCCCAGAACAAAGGGAAGCAGUUGAAAAGUUUGGCCUGACGAUCUAUGCCUGGGAAGAGUUUUUGCAAUUGGGUAACGAUAAAGACUUUGACCUUCCAGUGAAAAAGAAAAGUGAUAUAUGUACUAUAAUGUAUACUAGCGGAACUACUGGUGACCCCAAGGGAGUAAUGAUAUCCAACGAGAGCAUUAUUUCUCUUCUGACUGGAGUGAAGCUACUGCUAAAGAGUGUAAAUGAAGAGUUGAAUGACAAGGAUGUAUAUCUUUCAUACCUUCCUCUUGCGCAUAUCUUCGACCGGGUGAUUGAGGAGUUAUUUAUUAUGCAUGGUGCCUCAAUAGGGUUCUGGCGUGGGGAUGUCAAAUUAUUGAUCGAAGACAUCGGGGAGCUAAAACCAACUAUUUUUUGUGCUGUUCCCCGUGUGAUGGAUAGAGUCUACUCUGGCUUGACACAGAAGAUUUCUGCUGGUGGCUUCUUGAAGAAGACAUUGUUCAAUCUUGCAUACGCAUUAAAGCAACAUAGCAUGCAAAAGGGGCGUAAACAUGAAGAGGCAUCUCCAAUAUUUGACAAAAUUGUAUUUAGCAAGGUUAAGGAAGGAUUAGGAGGUAAUGUACGCCUUAUUCUAUCUGGAGCUGCACCUCUAUCUACUCAUGUUGAAGCUUUCUUACGAGUGGUGACAUGCGCUCAUGUUUUGCAAGGAUAUGGUCUGACUGAAACUUGUGCGGGGACAUUUGUUUCCCUACCAAAUGAAAUGUCAAUGCUUGGUACAGUGGGCCCCCCAGUACCAAAUGUUGAUGUACGCCUGGAAUCUGUUCCUGAAAUGGGAUACGAUGCCCUUGCAGAAGUUCCUCGUGGAGAAGUAUGUGUGAAGGGAAGCCCCUUAUUUUCUGGGUACUACAAACGUGAAGAUCUCACCAGUGAAGUCGUGGUUGAUGGAUGGUUCCAUACAGGUGAUAUUGGUGAGUGGCAACCGAAUGGAAGCUUGAAAAUUAUUGACCGCAAGAAGAAUAUUUUCAAGCUUUCACAAGGAGAGUAUGUAGCCGUGGAGAACUUGGAGAACAUUUAUGGUGUUGUUUCUGAUAUUGAUUCCCUAUGGGUUUAUGGGAACAGCUUUGAGUCCUUCCUUGUUGCUGUUGUCAACCCUAACAAGCAAGCGCUUGAAUGCUGGGCUGAAGAGAAUCACAUAUCCGGUGACUUUGAGUCCCUUUGUGAAGAUCCAAGGGCAAAGGAAUACAUUAUUGGGGAGCUCAAUAAAGUUGCUAAAGAGAAAAAGUUGAAAGGUUUUGAGUUCAUAAAAGCCGUUCACCUUGAGCCAGUUCCAUUUGACAUUGAUCGUGACCUUAUAACUCCAACAUACAAGAAAAAGAGACCACAGUUGCUCAAAUACUAUCAGAAUGCAAUUGAUAACAUGUACAAGAGUGCAAACAAGCCAAAAGCAUGAAAGACAUACAGCUAGUUGCUAGAGUUCACGCCCCUCUCAGAGGUCUCUUCACAAGUUCCCUACCUCACAUUUGGCGAGACCCUUUUAAUUGAAAUUUUUAUUCUAGUCUCUCUCUCUCUCUCUUCUCUCUCUCUGUGAUUGUACAUAAGAUUUUAUUUAUAAACAAUUUUAUAAUCAUCCAAUACCAUACUUUUGGUAACAUCUUUGAUAUGGAGGGGAUUUUGAGAACGUAUCUGGCCCUGUAAAGGAUCGAACUUUCUGAUAAUGAACAUUAUGCCACUUCGACCUCUUUAUUUGGUUCAA
Molecule: messenger RNA, 2416 nt
Organism: Morus notabilis
Lineage: Eukaryota; Viridiplantae; Streptophyta; Magnoliopsida; Rosales; Moraceae
Product: long chain acyl-CoA synthetase 4
Exons: 19
Coding region: 125-2113 (662 amino acids)
Biological process (GO): fatty acid metabolic process
Cellular component (GO): endoplasmic reticulum; membrane
Molecular function (GO): long-chain fatty acid-CoA ligase activity
Source: RefSeq, a predicted model, not a curated record